UCUCAAGUUCCCAUAUUAUAAAUAAGAACUUCACCAGUCCCAUUCAUAUUUUUUUCACUCUUCUUUCUUAACAUACAAUACAACCCUAUUAUUAUUAUUUACUAAUUCCUUUAUAUAUAUCUUGCCUUUUAAGUACACUCCCUUUCUUUCCCAAGUUUAAUUUCUUCUCAUUCUUCUUCUUCAUCUAAAAAAGCUCUUCUACUUCUUCUUUCCAUUCAAUUGGGGUCAGAAAAGUGAAUGCUUGAAUGUCAAGAGAAAGGGAAUCACAAGAAGUGGAUGAGAUAGGGAAGAAGAUAAAGAGAGAAAUUGAAAGCAGUAAUUUGUUCUAUGAUCCUAAUUUAAUGGGAAGAAGAAAUAAUAAUAGUAAUAAUUUGAUUUUGAGCAGCAGUAGUAGUAGUCAAAGUAGUGGGAUCAGUAAUUUGAAUACAAUAACACCAUGUGCAGCUUGUAAGCUUCUAAGAAGAAGAUGUGCUCAAGAAUGUCCAUUUUCUCCUUAUUUUUCUCCUCAUGAACCACACAAAUUUGCUUCUGUUCAUAAGGUUUUUGGUGCUAGCAACGUUGCUAAGAUGCUAAUGGAAGUACCGGAGAAUCAAAGAGCGGAUGCAGCAAACAGCCUUGUUUAUGAAGCAAAUCUAAGGCUGAGAGAUCCUGUUUACGGUUGCAUGGGAGCCAUUUCUGCUCUUCAACACCAACUUCAUACUUUACAAUCUGACCUCAAUGCCAUUACUACUCAAAUUUUCAAAUACAAAUUUACUCAUCACCCCAUCAAUAUCCCUUCUUCUCCUAAUUUCAUCUCCCCCUCCCCCGCUGCUACCCCGCCUGCUGCCCCGCCAACUCCGCCUCAUUCUCAGCCGCCUCCGCUGUCUCUUCCACCGCCUCUUCCUCCUUCCUCCUCCUCCUCCUCCGUCUUUUCCCCUCCCAUUAUUACAACAGCCACUUCUACCACCGUCGUUGAAUUAAUUAACCCUAUUGUGUCAACAAGUACUCAACAUAUCUCCUACUUUGGUUAAACUUAUAGUUAUUCCUAGUGUGUGUUAUUGUUUGAGAUGACUGAUAUAUAUGUUGAGUGAAAAUAGUUGGUAUUUAUUAUUAAUUAUUACUUUUCAUCAUUUUAUUUCUC
This is a messenger RNA of Cucumis melo (muskmelon), 1120 nucleotides long. Its product is annotated as LOB domain-containing protein 15-like. The transcript has 3 exons. NCBI's taxonomy places the organism in Eukaryota, Viridiplantae, Streptophyta, Magnoliopsida, Cucurbitales, Cucurbitaceae. The coding region runs from base 246 to 1010 and encodes 254 amino acids. The record is from RefSeq and is a predicted model, not a curated record.